Molecule: messenger RNA, 1029 nt
Organism: Cyclopterus lumpus (lumpfish)
Lineage: Eukaryota; Metazoa; Chordata; Actinopteri; Perciformes; Cyclopteridae
Gene: gnb3b
Product: guanine nucleotide binding protein (G protein), beta polypeptide 3b
Exons: 8
Coding region: 1-1029 (342 amino acids)
Biological process (GO): G protein-coupled receptor signaling pathway
Cellular component (GO): heterotrimeric G-protein complex; cytoplasm
Molecular function (GO): protein binding; signaling receptor complex adaptor activity
Source: RefSeq, a predicted model, not a curated record
AUGGCAGCUGAGAAAGCUGAAAUAGAUGUGCUGAAAAAGGAGUGCGAUGGCCUCCGUGCACAGAUUGAGGCGGCCCGCAAGGCUGUGAAUGACGGCAGCUUGACAGCAGCAUCAGGAAGCGCAUCUGCGGUGGGCCGAGUCCAGCUGAAGCUAAGGAAGACACUCAAGGGACACUUGGCUAAAAUCUAUUCCCUGCACUGGGCCGCUGACUCCAGGUCAAUGGUCACUGCAUCACAGGAUGGCAAGCUUCUGGUCUGGGACACCUUCACGGGGAACAAGUUGGUCGCUGUCCCACUAAAGUCAGCUUGGGUGAUGAGCGUUGCCUUCGCCCCCUCUGGUAACAUGGUGGCCAGCGGUGGUCUGGAUAACAUGUGCACGGUGUACAACAUCAAGGCCACCAGCCCCAAGACCCUCAGGGAGCUGGACGCGCACACAGGUUACCUGUCUUGCUGCCGUUUCCUUAGUGACACUGAGAUCUUGACAGCCUCCGGCGACACCACCUGCUGUCUGUGGGAUCUGGAAACCGGCAAGCAGAAGAUCAUCUUCACCAACCACAUUGGAGACUGCAUGUCGCUGGCUCUCUCCUCCGACAUGAACACCUUCAUCUCUGGAGCCUGUGACUCUCUGGCCAAGCUGUGGGACCUGAGGGAAGGGGCCUGCAAGCAGACCUUCUCCGGACACACCAGCGACAUCAACGCCAUCUCUUACUUCCCCGGUGGAAACUGCAUCGUCACCGGCUCCGACGACUGCAGCUGCAAGAUGUACGACCUGCGCUCCGACCAGGAGGUGAUGGGCUUCCAGGACAGCAGCCUGAACUCCGGCGUCACGUCUGUGGCUCUCUCCAACUCGGGCCGCCUCAUCUUCGCCGGCUACGACGACUUCAACUGCCACAUCUGGGACUCACUGAAGGGAGACAAAGUCGGUGUGCUGUCCGGCCACGACAACCGGGUGAGCUGCACCGGCGUCCCCGAGGACGGCAUGGGCGUCUGCACAGGAUCCUGGGACAGCUUCCUCAAACUGUGGAACUGA